Ananas comosus (pineapple) is the source of this 1906-nucleotide messenger RNA. Its product is annotated as 3-ketoacyl-CoA synthase 6-like. Gene Ontology annotation, biological process: fatty acid biosynthetic process. The transcript is spliced from 3 exons. The record is from RefSeq and is a predicted model, not a curated record. Gene Ontology annotation, cellular component: membrane. Gene Ontology annotation, molecular function: acyltransferase activity, transferring groups other than amino-acyl groups. Bases 150 to 1640 code for a protein of 496 amino acids. Lineage: Eukaryota; Viridiplantae; Streptophyta; Magnoliopsida; Poales; Bromeliaceae.
UCUCCUCCUCUCCCCCCCCCUCACUCAUCAACCCCAAACACACAUCUUGAUCUUUCUUUUCAUAUUCCUUCUCAGAAAACGACGACGACGACGACGACGACGACGACGAGCAGAUAAGAUACAUACAUACAUACGUAGAAGACGCGAAGAUGCCGUCGGCGCCGCUCCCCGAGUUCCAAAGCUCGGUGAAGCUGAAGUACGUGAAGCUGGGGUACCAGUACCUGGUGAACCACUUCCUGACGUUGCUGCUGGUGCCGGUGAUGGCGGCGGUGUCGGUGGAGCUCUUCCAGCGCGGGCCGGGCGAGCUGGCGGCCGUCUGGCGGUCCCUCCGGCUCGACCUGGUGCACCUCCUCUGCUCCGCCUUCGCCGUCGUCUUCGCGGCCGCCGUCUACUUCAUGUCCCGCCCCCGCCCCGUCUUCCUCGUCGACUACGCCUGCUACAAGCCCCCGCCCAGCUGCCGCGUCCCCUUCGCCACCUUCAUGGAGCACACCCGCCUGAUCAGCGACGACCCGAAGAGCGUGCAGUUCCAGACGCGCAUCCUGGAGCGGUCCGGCCUCGGCGAGGAGACCUGCCUGCCGCCGGCCAACCACUACAUCCCGCCCAACCCCACCAUGGAGGCGUCGCGGGCGGAGGCGCAGCUCGUCAUCUUCUCCGCCAUCGACGACCUGGUGAGGAAGACCGGGCUCAAGCCCAAGGACGUCGACAUCCUCGUCGUCAACUGCAGCCUCUUCUCGCCCACGCCGUCACUCUCCGCCAUGAUCGUCAACAAGUACAAGCUGCGCAGCAACGUCCGCAGCUUCAACUUGUCCGGCAUGGGCUGCAGCGCCGGCCUCAUCUCCAUCGACCUCGCCCGCGACCUACUGCAGGUGCACGCAGGAUCGAACGCGCUGGUGGUGUCGACGGAGAUCAUCACGCCCAACUUCUACAAGGGCAGCCGGCGGGACAUGCUGCUGCCGAACUGCCUGUUCCGGAUGGGGGCGGCGGCCAUCCUGCUGUCGAACCGGCGGCGCGACGCCCGGCGGGCCAAGUACCGGCUGGUGCACGUGGUGCGCACGCACAAGGGCGCCGACGACCGCGCCUACCGCUGCGUGUACGAGGAGGAGGACGACACGGGCCACUCGGGCAUCUCGCUGUCCAAGGACCUGAUGGCCAUCGCCGGCGAGGCGCUCAAGUCGAACAUCACCACCAUCGGCCCGCUCGUGCUGCCCAUGUCGGAGCAGUUGCUCUUCUUCUUCACGCUCGUCGGCCGCAAGCUCAUCAACCCCAAGUGGAAGCCCUACAUCCCCGACUUCAAGCAGGCCUUCGAGCACUUCUGCAUCCACGCCGGCGGCCGCGCCGUCAUCGACGAGCUCCAGAAGAACCUCCAGCUCUCCGCCGAGCACGUUGAGCCCUCCCGCAUGACCCUCCACCGCUUCGGCAACACCAGCAGCAGCUCCCUCUGGUACGAGCUCAACUACAUCGAGUCGAAGGGGCGGAUGCGGCGGGGGGACCGCAUCUGGCAGAUCGGGUUCGGGAGCGGGUUCAAGUGCAACAGCGCAGUCUGGAAGUGCAUACGCACCGUCAAGACGCCAGUCGACGGGCCGUGGGCAGACUGCAUCCACCGCUACCCCGUCGACAUCCCGGAAGUCGUCAAGCUCUAGAAACAUCCACCAUGAAGAAGAGGAAGAAGAAGAAGAAGAAGAAGAGAAGACCACCACCACAAACCACAAAGCAAUUUUCAUUUCCUACGUACAUUAAUUAAUGCUGCUGCAUGUAAUCUCCCUGCAUGUUGAUUAGAUAAAUGUGGAGUUUGUUUACACAAAUUAAAGAAGAGUGGAUAUUACUGGGACAUAGAUCGAGCAUUGUAAUGUAAUUUGAUUUCAAUGUGGAAUAUUAAUUUGAUAUAUACAUCAUGAUGUUUAGAGAA